GGAAGCAAAACAGACCCGUUCCUAAGAUUCCGAACCAAAGUUAGACAAUUAGAACUAAAAAAUGAGAGUAGUACUGUCAAACCCCGUGUGCCGCAGCAUCUUCAUCCUCUCUGCCUCUGCAUGUGAACAGAUGUACACCCUGUACCCAUGCAUCCAGGCACGACCCACCCCGCAAGUCAACCCAGACAAGGAAGCUCUGCUCGAGGAGACACGGCUCCCGCGAAUUGACCGGGUUGCCCCUCGCGGUGCUCGACGGAAGCGGUGCGUGGCGCGGGGGAGUGACGGGACUGCCCCCGACAUUGCUUCUCAGAAACAGAGCUGUCUGUCUCGCUCUGCACGGGGAGGGAAUCAACCCACCCCGACCACCAACAUGACGCCCUGUUCCUUUGCUGUCAUCCAUGGCGGUCUCGCCGUUUUUUUCUUUCUUUAAUAUUAUGUCACCCUCUUAUCUACACGCGCGCCCGGGUAUAAAUUCGUCUGCACGCAUUGCGUUCGAUUCAUCGACAUCGAAAAGCAGAGCUACCCACGAUCGCAUCGCUCUUCGUGCCCAGAAAGAAAGAGGAAAGCUUCCGGCUUUUUUGCUCCGUUGAAUCCGGGCCAUGGACGGCGGCGUCGAGAAGAGGGUGGAGUUCGAGGACAUGCUGCCGGCGAUGGCGGAGAAGCUGGGCGGCGACGGGCUGAUCCUCGAGCUGUGCAACGGGUUCGAGCUCCUGAUGGACAGGGACAAGGGGGUGAUCACGCUGGACAGCCUGAGGAGGAACAGCGCCGUGCUGGGCCUCCAGGGCCUUGGGGACGACGAGCUCGCCGGCAUGCUCCGGGAGGGCGACGUGGACGGCGACGGGGUGCUGAGCCAGAUGGAGUUCUGCGUCCUCAUGUUCCGGCUGAGCCCGGAGCUGAUGGAGCAGUCGAGGGCGUGGUUCGAGGAGAUCGUCGAGGGCGAGUUCAGGAGAGGGAGGAAGAGGUCGUCGUGAAGCGUAUGGCUUUCCGGGAAAAAGAAGAUCGGAGAGGCGACUUUUGCUUGGCCGGAGAUCUGAAUUCGAUUCCUCCUCUCUCUAGUCUUUGCCCCUGUACUUAUGUCCUCUUUGUUUUGAAUUUUUUCAUUGGUUUAUGUUGAAUUCGAGAAAAAUCAAGAACAACAUCAUCAUCAAGCAAUAAAUGAUGGAUUUACUGUGAUGUUUGAAA
This is a messenger RNA of Syzygium oleosum, 1182 nucleotides long. RefSeq names its product calcium-binding protein PBP1-like. The coding region runs from base 600 to 971 and encodes 123 amino acids. The record is from RefSeq and is a predicted model, not a curated record. NCBI's taxonomy places the organism in Eukaryota, Viridiplantae, Streptophyta, Magnoliopsida, Myrtales, Myrtaceae. The transcript has a single exon. Gene Ontology annotation, molecular function: calcium ion binding.